AUCUAGAUUAGUUGGCGAGUCCAGGGAGGCAAAACAUUUGGGUACUUGAGAAAGGGGGAGGCGCUUAGACCUAAAAAGUUUGGCAGAAAAGCAUCUGAGUUGUAUUGAUCACGUGACUCUAUCGUUGUGGUCGUUGUAAAAGGGUACACGGGUGUAAGAUAGAUAUUAGCCUGCAAAAUUAAGUUAUCUUGCUUGCAGAAUCUACAUUUCUAUGCUUGAUUCAGUUUCUUGCUUACUUGUAUAGAAGCAAACGUUUGGACUGUGUUAAAUCCGUUGAAAAUGUGUACUUAUUAGUAAUUUGAAUUCGAUAUAUAAAUAGCAACCAAUAGGAUCACGUGUUUUAGAAAACCGGAAAAAGCGCGAACUGCAUCUCCACCGAGUGUACGAGGACCUGUUGUGUUGUUAUUAUUUUAGUUAUGAUUUUAAUUAAAUUUGUGCACACUGUGUUCUACAUUUAGGAUUAUAUUGUUUACAAUGAGCGAGUCCGCUUUUCCAAGUCCACGGCCAACGCCGAGAUUUUAUCCUGAACCCCAGACUUUUUCAACUAAAAAGCUUUCUUUUCAGUUGAAACCUGCUGGUACGCCCAGAGACCAUCUUCCUCCACGGCCACCUGUCAAAAGUUGCCCGCCAUUAAGUCGAGUGUUUCCACGCCGAAACCUAGCUUCACUUCAUGCUCAACCAGUGUCAUUCAAGAACACAGAUAAAAAUCUUCUUAGUCCACGAUACAAUGAAAACUCAAAUGAUCUGUAUUUUGAGCAAAUGUUUGAAGAUGUUUCACCCAUUGGCUAUGGAUCGUUUGGAGAGGUUUUCAAGUGUAAAAGUAAAGAAGAUGGGAUAUACUAUGCUGUGAAAAAAUCCAGAGAGCCAUUCAAAGGUCAAAGUGACAGGAAGCGUAAAAUGGAAGAAGUAGCCAAGCACGAGACAUUACUUCCUCAUCCUAAUUGUAUUAGGUUCUAUAAAGCCUGGGAAGAAAGAGGACAUCUGUAUAUCCAGACAGAACUAUGUAAAACAAGUGUGAGUGAAUUUUGUGGGCAGAACCAACACAUCAGUGAAGCUUUGAUCUGGAACUAUAUGGUUGAUUUGUUAAUGGCAUUGAAACAUCUGCAUGAUCACAACCUUGUUCACAUGGACAUCAAACCAGAAAAUGCUUUCAUAUCAUCUGAUGGCAUUUGUAAACUUGGUGAUUUUGGUCUUGUCAUAGAUCUGACGAAGAAAACUGAAGUAUCUGAUGCCAGUGAGGGAGACCCAAAGUAUCUGGCGCCUGAGCUCCUGGAGGGAAAAUUCGGCAAACACGCGGACAUAUUCUCUCUAGGCAUGUUUAUCUUGGAGAUGUUGACAGAUCUGGAUUUACCCAAAGGUGGAGAUGGAUGGCAUAAUCUGCGCGGUGGAAAUCUUCCAGAAGACUUUCUAACUGAGAGGAGCAAUGCAAUCAAGUCAGUUAUCAAACAGAUGCUAGACCCAGACUAUGAACAGAGACCCACUGUUGAUCAAAUUUUAGCCAUCCCUCAGGUCAGAAAUGUGUACAAGGCAAGGAGGAAACGCUAUGUGUUACAAACUUCACCUUUAAAGUUUUUAACUGGAGCCUUUCAGACCAAUCAGCUAUCUUCAACACCAGACAACUCUAACUCUUGCUUGAUGAAUGGAUUCAAGAAAGACUUAGACUCAACUUUCUCAGAUGAUGACAUAAUGGAUGAUCACGGAUCACGUAACAACUCAGAUUUGCUCAAUUCAUCAGACGAGUUCCUAAUGCCAAAUAACCCUCCACCAAGACGUGCAUACACAACACCAUCUAUUCGUAGACGACCAGCUUCUUCAAUUUUAAAUGGAUCGCCCAUUAAAAGACUUUUGUUCACUGAGUGUCCUCCCAGUACACCAUCAACUGGCCACCCUUCCCCUCUCAGCAGCGAGGCACGCAGCUCCCCUGAUGGGGAUGACCGUUCAGGCACUCCCCCGCCGAUAUCUUCCAUUGCCAAAAUGGACUGGGACGAGCCCAAGCCUGGAAUUGAGCCUAAGAACCUCCUGGCCAUGUUUCAGGAUGCCAGUGACGACGAUGAAGAUAACUGAUGAGAUAGCAAAUGUUGGUCCAGCUUUUUGUGUUGUGCAUACAGCUCUCAAAUUGGGAGGAUUUCUUCAUUGACUGUGUCUUUCAUGAGGAUGUACAAAAUUGAUCAUUCAAAAUAUUUAUAACACUUCAAAAGGUAACUUACUUAAGGGGCCACAGUUCAUAAUUUUUCAAAACUUUUUACACUUUUGUAUCAUGUUACCUGUUUUUGGUCAGUAUUUUUUUGUUUUGUCAUUUUGAAUGUUUCAAUAGGCUCAACUAUUUGGGGAAUUUUUUUUUUUUUUUUUUUUUAUUACCUUAAAAAAAUGAACAAGUUGACUAUAUAGUUUUUUGUUUAAAUCCCCCAUCUGAAGGAUAUAUUUAGAAAAUACUUUUGUUUCAUAUUAUACCGUUUUGUAUAAGAUGGUAGGUUUUAGUUGUUCCUAUUUCUAGUUUCUUUCUCUGUACAAAUGCUGUAAUUCAUGUAGAUUAUUUGAGCCUGAUGUAUAUAUUUUGUAAUAAUGUUCCUAAAAAAAUGCAACUGAAGCAAAAAAAAAAAAGUGCCUUUUUAAACCAACAAAAUUCAUUACAUGAAAUUCUUUGUAUAUUAUGUAUGUGACAGAACAAAUUUUAUAAUGUACAUUUUGUUAUUCGCCUUUUCACUUGUAUUAUAUGAUAGAAGUACUUAAAGCUAAAUGUUCUUACAAAUAUAGAAGUACUUAUAGCUAAAUGUUCUUACAGAAUGUUCAAGAUUAUUUGAUGUGAGCUUGGAACUAAUGGCUUGAGAGUGUUUGUAUGAAAGAUUUGUUGUUGGCUUUAAGCCUUGCACCAAAGAAAAGUUCUAGGCUGUUCAACGUACAGCUAUUGAUGCUUGGCUUUUUCUUUGGUUUUCUUGAUUGUUGUCAGCAUUUGAUUUAUUUGUAUUAACCUUUAAUUUUGCUCCAUUUUUAAAGUCUUUUGUUACAAUGUCUUAUUGCUUCAACAAAUCUAUGCUAUAUUCUUCGUCUUUUAAACAGAUUUAUUAUAAAGUUGAUGGCAAGGUGGCACCCCUGUAGGUUUUUUUUUGGUGUGCCUGAUCAGAUCCAGAAAAUUGCAUUUAAUGACUAAACCACUAAGAUGUUCCACAUGUACAGCAGCUUGAUAGCAUUCGAUUCGUAUUUUGUGUUGCGUAAGCUUUGAUAUUGUUUCCCCCCCACCAGACUGUGUUCAGAUGCAUGUGAACAAAUAAUUUAGCUAUUGCUUUUAUUUCUGUCUUUUGUGUGUCCAGAGAUUUAGUUACAUACAGGUGCUGAUGCAAACUUGAGGAAUACAUUUUUUUAUAUAUAUAUAUAUUAUUUUUAUGGAUUUUAGUUUAUUAUGUUUUGUUGUGAAGCCUUGGGUUUGAGUUUAGGCACAUCCGGCACGAUUUAGGCCAUGUUGUGCCCGUAAUCCUUGUGAAGCCUUGGUGUUUUCUUCACAGUGCCCUCUAGUUUUCCAAUACGUGUGGCUAUGUAGUUAAGUGUUUAAGUGUCAUAAAUCCAUACCCUGAUUAUGCCCAGUCAGCUUGAAUGGGUAACUCAUCUCUGAGAGAUAACAUUUAGAGCAGGUUGUUGUGCUGGUCACAUGACCACCUUACUGGCCUUCACCUCAGAAAAGUGGAUCACUAAGCUUGAAUAAAAAGAUUUUUUUUUCUUUUUCUGUUUUUUUUUUUUUUUUUUAACUAUUUUCAACAAAUUUACUUAUGUGUUUAUGGAGAAACUGAGUUUAUGGGUCAAGUUGUUUUAAUUUGAAAGGUUUAUGUAAUGGAUAUUUGUUUUGUUUUAUUUCUGUGUUGUCCAACCUCAAGUUUUCUUUGACAUAGGGAUCAUUAUGAGUAUGUUUUGUUAUGAUACUGUGUUGAAAUAGAUGUCAUUUAAACUUGCUGGUUUGUUAUGAUACUGUGUUGAAAUAGAUGUCAUUUAAACUUGCCCAACUCAACACCACAUUAUAUGUUCUACUCUUAGUUUUUUGGUCAUUUUGACCUGGGUUUGUGUAAACUCCACUUGUUCAAAUUUUAUGGUCAUUGAAACACCACGUUUUCAACUUUUUGUACAUUUGAUAUAUAAACAUUAAAAAUAAUGCAUUUUCUUUCUAAAGUAUUUGUUCCAUGCCAAUGCCCCUAUACUGUAGUGAAUGCUUAGCUUCUGAACUGAUGGUCCUAAGUUUGCAUCCUGGGUAUUUACUUGGUUUUGUGUUGGUUGUUCCUGAUUCCCCACCCAGUUGAAAAUGGUUCUUGAUGUGUUGAGGAACGUGAAGGCUGUUGUGGUCAUAGUGAACUGUACUUCACCUGGCCUAAGAUGUUUUGAUAAUAACCCAGUGUGAGCUUUGUUGAAUGGACUCAUUGUUGACACAUCUGUGAUGGUUAGUUCAGUGGUGUUCAGCCAUUGGUAGAAUGUACUUGAUAUGGGGGACAGAAUCUACUGAAUGGUUGGGGAGCACUGGGUUAGCAUGUCUCUGAAAUCAAAUCUUCAAACCUUGCUUUCAUAUCAAAAUAUUCCCUAAUCUAAUCAAAAAAAACUUUUAAUGCUAUUUGCACCAUCUGUAUAUCUGUACCUAAAUGUUAUUAUGUAAUUUUAAUAUAAAAUGGCAAAGAAUAUAAAAAGUGCCUUAAAUCCAUUUUAGUUACAAACAUUUUCACUUUGUAUUGGAAUUCUUUGUAGAACUUUGUGUCACUGUUAUAGAAAGUUCAUUUUUGAUCUGCAUUGUUCACUCUUAUUCUAUAUUUUAAAUAUGUUUCUUACAGCAGAUCAUGUGUAGGUUAAUUUGUCUGAAUUUUUAAAUUGGUUAUCUGAUGUAAAGUUUUGAUAAUUAAAGUUAAGGAUUGAAAUUUA
This is a messenger RNA of Biomphalaria glabrata, 4890 nucleotides long. RefSeq names its product membrane-associated tyrosine- and threonine-specific cdc2-inhibitory kinase-like. The record is from RefSeq and is a predicted model, not a curated record. Gene Ontology annotation, biological process: protein phosphorylation. The transcript has 14 exons. Lineage: Eukaryota; Metazoa; Mollusca; Gastropoda; Planorbidae. Bases 475 to 2064 code for a protein of 529 amino acids. Gene Ontology annotation, molecular function: protein kinase activity; ATP binding.